Paramacrobiotus metropolitanus is the source of this 850-nucleotide messenger RNA. RefSeq lists its product as uncharacterized. The annotation marks the transcript as partial. The record is from RefSeq and is a predicted model, not a curated record. The transcript has 7 exons. NCBI's taxonomy places the organism in Eukaryota, Metazoa, Tardigrada, Eutardigrada, Parachela, Macrobiotidae.
AGACAUGUCGGCGCUAACGAGGGAGGCUGACAGGCCGUCUGACAGCGGCAACUGUGCCCUGCCGGAUGCCUGGAACGGCGAAUGGUUCCUUUCCGGCGUGGUCGGUGUGAUCAACAUUAAUCAGAAUUCCAUCACCGGAAAAGGAGAGUGUGUCCUUCAAAAGUCCGAUAAAUUCAUCCACAAAUUUCUUCUCUAUAAUCGAGUGCAGAAUUGCAGUCAGUGUAUCAUCACAUCUAGUCCACAACAGCAUCCGAAUGUCAUACAGUUUAAAGAAAGCUACUGUGUGCCAUCCGAAGAGCAAUACUCCUUUGAGGAACUCUGUGAUACGAUAACCGGAAACGCGGAUUUAUUCACAAUGUUUCGCCUUAAUGCAGAACCGGAACGGUGUCCCUUCAACGGACGAUAUUCGUUCACAUAUACACAAGGCUACACGGAAUGCAGCAAUCCGGUAUCGCAGACGGAGACCUGUGUUAAGGACUCGGAGAUGAUGCUGCAUUACAAAUCCUGCCCGGAUGCCACAGAAGAACGCAAUGUCAAACUGGAGUGUCUGGGAUCGUGGCGCAACGGAGAGAACUGGUACCUUAUCGGUCGCAUCACGCACACGAUGGCCAACAGCAAUGAAGAGAUUUUUCGCUGCUUUAUGUAUAAAAUGACGGAUUCUGGAGUGCAGUUGGCGCAGUCGGCCGACGCAACAUGUAAUGCACUGUAUUCCCCACAGGAGGGACCGCAGACGUUAACACUGACACCAGAAAAUGACCCCGAGCCAAACUGCGUGUUUCCGCUGUGGCUGAGCGAGCGGAGAAGCUGGCACGCCAUGGAAUCAGAUGUCCAGUUCCGUUUUGCCGCUUCC